AUGCGAAUCUUCUCCUUAACACAAACGAAAUAUUUUAUUAUAUUUCUCUUUGUCGUGACCUUUGCUUUUGCAUCAAAUGUGAAAUUAACAUCGAAACGUCAGGUAUUCGCACCAACACAACGUAUUGAUUGUUAUCCGGAUUCGGAAUCUCCCUAUUCGAAUUACUCCAAAAUAUCAUGUCUAGCACGAAACUGUCUCUUUGAUGAUCUCGCCAAUGUAUCAACAAUUCAAUGUUAUCUACCAAACAACUAUGGAUAUGUUCUACAAUCCUUCAACAAUCGAACAAAUGGAAUUCAGUUCAAAUUAAAGCGAAAUGAAGCGAUUGGGAGUAUGUUUCCUGAUCCGAUUGAAAAUGUUACUUUAGAAAUUCAAUACUAUACGAAUGAUAUCGUUCGAUUUAAGUUUUAUGACUCUGAUCAGCAAAGAUAUGAGGUUCCAAUUCCAUUAACACCACCAGCUGAUCGAAUUGAUUUGCCAAAAUAUGAAUUCGACUACACAUCGGAUACCAGUCAUGAUCAAAUGUUUUCGUUUCAGAUCAAACGUCAAAGUGAUAAAUCGAUUUUAUUUGAUACAUCACUUGGCGGUUUGGUUUUGAAUAACCAAUUUCUUCAGAUCGUCACUCGACUCCAAUCAUCACAUGUUUAUGGGUUUGGUGAAAAUAAUCACGACACACUCAAACAUGAUGUUUCUGCUCGGCCAUCGUGGGGAAUCUUUGCACGAGAUCAAGGAACGAGUUGGGAUACGAAUUCUAAUCAUUAUGGUCAUCAUCCGUUUUAUCUUGUCAUGGAAGAGAAUUCUUCGAAACAAGCUUCAGGAUCGAUGCAUGGAGUGCUCUUACUGAAUUCUAAUGCAAUGGAUUAUUCAUUUGAUUCGACUCCAUCGUUAACAAUGCGUACAAUUGGUGGAGUUCUGGACUUUUUUGUUUUUCUAGGUCCUAAACCUGAACAAGUCGUUCAACAAUAUACAUGGCUGAUUGGACGAACAUUUCUUCCGCCAUAUUGGUCACUCGGCUUUCAAUUAUCACGUUGGGAUUACUCAAAUCUAACGCAUAUGAAAAUGGUCAAUCAGAGAAACCGUGAUGCUGGAAUUCCACUCGAUGUUCAGUAUGCUGAUAUUGAUUAUAUGGAUUCAGCACAAGUAUUUACCAUUGAUGCGAAACGUUAUCGAGGUCUCAAAGAAUACUUCGGAGAUUUGAACAAAAAUGGGGUUCGAACGAUUAUUAUUUUGGAUCCCGGAAUGUUCGAUGACCAGAAAUCUUAUCAGCCGACGAUCGAUGGGAUUAAACAAGAUGUUUUUAUGAAAUGGGAAAAUGGAAGUUUGAUGAGAGGAGCAGUUUGGCCGGGACCAGUUUUCUUUCCAGAUUAUUUUACCAAUAGAACCCAACGUUGGUGGGAAAAAUGGAUAACCGAGUUUCGGUCAGCGAGUCUUUCGUUCGAUGGCCUUUGGAUUGAUAUGAAUGAACCUGCUUUAUUUGAAACAAACGAUCCCGCUCCAUGGAAUUGGCUUGAAACUGGUAGUAAUUACACAUUGAAGUGCCCUUCGAAUCAAUGGGAGGAUCCACCAUAUCGCACGAAAUCGGUUUACCGUUGGGAUAAAAAAAUCAAUCGAAGUAGUCGUUUGUCCGAUCGAACAGCAUGUAUGUCUGUUCCACAGGGUGAAAUUAAUCCUGCCACAGGAAAGGCAAUGUACCGUCAUUAUGAUGUUCAUAGUCUUUAUGGUUGGAGUCAAACGAAACCAACGUUGGAUGUUCUUCAAAAGAUUCUCGGAAAACGAAGUCUUGUUUUGCCUCGCUCGACAUUUGUGGGCUCGGGCCAAUGGGGUGGCCAUUGGUUGGGUGAUAAUGAAGCCUCAUGGCAUGAUUUGAAACGAUCGAUUAUCGGAAUGAUUGAAUUUAAUUGGUUUGGUAUUCCGUAUAAUGGAGCAGACAUUUGUGGAUUUGAUAAAACACCAACAGAAGAAAUGUGCAUUCGUUGGAUGCAAGUCGGAGCAUUCUAUCCGUUUUCACGAAAUCAUAAUAUUUGGAAAACUCCCGAUCAAGAUCCAGCUGCUUGGUCUUCCUCAGCCGUUUCUAUCAUGAUCGAAGCCCUUCGCAUCCGUUAUAGUUUGCUUCCAUACUACUACACUUUAUUUUACAAAUCUCAUCUGUACGGUUCUACAGUAAUUCGUCCGUUAUUCCACGAAUACCCAACCGAUUCAAAAACCUUCGAUAUUUUCCUUCAAUUCCUCGUUGGACCAAAUCUUAUGAUAAUUCCCGUAACCGAUUCGGACAGUCGACAAGUCGAAGGGUAUAUCCCAUCCUCUGAAUGGUUUGAUUAUUAUACUGGUCAUCAGUACCUUUAUGCGAAACAGUGGAUCAACAUAUCGGCACCAUUAGAAAUCAUUCCGAUUUUACUACGAAGUGGAGCGAUUAUCCCGACGCAACAAUAUGCUAAUAAUACAAAACAAUCUCGACUGAAUCCAUUCGGUUUAACAAUCGUUGUUAAUUCAAAUGGAAAUGCUCACGGCGAUUUAUUCUACGACGAUGGAGAAUCGAUUGAUACGAUAAAAAAUCGAUCAUUUUAUUAUUCAACAUUUCAAUGGUCAUCAGCGAAGAAACAAUUAACAAUGAAUAUUCUGGAAAAUAAUUAUCUUUCAAUGUCAAAUUUAGUCUUAGAUACCAUCACAAUCUAUGGAUUGCAACACAUCCCAUCGAUUAUCAAUGUAAAUGAGAAACAAUUCAUUGCGAAAGUUCGACCAUUUACACAAAUUGUUGAUAUCGUUGGUUUAAACUUACCAAUGACAAAAAAUUAUACCUUUACAUGGUCAAAUAUAACAGUAAUGAACAUCGAAUUACCCGAGUCUAUGAUAAAAACGACCAAAUAUCGCGUCGAUUGUUUUCCUGAUCCUGAUGUAACUAGUAACGCAUGUUUUGCUCGCGGAUGUUUAUAUGAUUCAAAAACACAAUUCAACACUCCAUCUUGUUACGUUCCUAUCGAAAAGGGCGGCUACACAAGUUCAACGGUUACAAAUAUUUCAAAUUCAACAACACAAUACCGAUUGACACGUGUUGCGAAAAAACCAGUGCUGAUUCCGCAUGCGAGUGCAAAUGUAAAUUAUCGUCGAGAUCCUCGAAAACCUCCAUCGAAUCUGAAAGAGAUUGUAACAACUGAUCCGAAUGAAUUUUCCAUGUACGGUCAUGAUAUUGAUCAUCUGAAUAUGGAAGUGGGUGUAUCAGGAACGGAUAUGAUACGUUUGACAAUUCGUGAUGCUGAGAAAGAUCGAUAUGAAGUUCCUGUUCCAAUUCAAUGGCAACCGAUGGCUUUACCAGCGAAAAUCAAACCAAAAAUUCAAUUCGAAUUGGUAAAAACAUCAUUUGGUCAAGCAGGUUUUCGUAUUAAACGGACGGACACGCAUACAAUUCUAUUUGAUACUUCACUUUUUGCUCAUGGAUUAGUUUACGAUAAUCAAUUUAUUCAACUUAUCACAACAGUUCCUUCGAGAAAUGUUUACGGUUUUGGUGAGAAUACUCAUCCGACAUUUCGUCAUAUUCUACGAAAUUCAUCUCGUUAUGGAAUGUUCGCUCGCGAUCAACCACCUUUCGGACAAAAUGAAAAUCUUUACGGUACACAUCCGUUUUAUAUGUCGAUUGAACGCAACGGACAAGCUUUUGGAGUGUUUAUACUAAAUUCUAAUGCACAAGAUUACAAAAUUGAUGAAUUUGAAUAUGAUCAAUCGAAAAUAACCUAUCGAACGAUUGGAGGGAUCCUAGAUUUAUUCUUUUUCGCUGGUCCAAGGCCAGAAGAUGUCAUACGACAGUAUCAAUUAGUGAUUGGAAAUCCAUUUAUGCCACCUUAUUGGGCAUUAGGAUUCCAACUGUGUCGAUAUGGUUACGAUACACUUGAGAACAUGAAAGCAGCCAUGCAAAGAACUUUAAAUGCAAAAAUUCCAAUCGAUGUUCAAUACGGUGAUAUCGAUUAUUUUCAUCAACAACUUGAUUUUACUUGGGAUCAGAUACGUUUUAAAGGUUUACCGGAGUAUAUUGAUUGGUUGCAUCGACAAGGAAUGAGAUUUAUAACAAUUCUCGAUCCAGCUAUUGAUUCUGAAGAAUCGAAUUAUACAGUUUUCAGUGAAGGAGAGAAGCAAAAUAUUUGGAUUAAAUGGCCCGAACGAAGAAACGUUCAAUUUAAUGAAACGAAAAAUCGAAAUAUGCUUGGAUAUGUUUGGCCAUAUGGUAAAUCUGUCUUUCCUGAUUACUUCUAUCCAUCCACGAAAAUCUGGUGGAAAAAUCAAAUAUUAAAUUAUCAUAAAAAGAUUCAAUUCGAUGGACUUUGGAUCGAUAUGAAUGAGCCUGCAAAUUUUGAUACGAACAAAUUACAACCAUGGAAUUGGCCACACCCAGAUCCGUGGAAUCUUCAUUGUCCAAUCGAUGAAUCAUUGGAAAAUCCUCGAUACAAAACUGCAAUUUAUGGCGAUUACCUAUCGGACAAAACCCUCUGUAUGAUCGCCGAACAAACCGAUGGUCAAGGAAAGAUCUACAAUCACUAUGAUGUUCAUAAUCUAUACGGUUGGUCAGAGACUUUAGCAACAUUACCAGCGGCUCAAGCCACGAGCAACAAACGAUCAAUUGUUAUCAGUCGAUCAACAUAUCCAACAUCGGGUAGUUAUGGUGGCCAUUGGUUAGGUGAUAACACAUCCGGAUGGCCACAUUUGAAAUAUAAUAUCAUUGGAAUACUUGAAUUUAAUUUAUUUGGUAUUCCAUAUAUUGGUGCAGAUAUUUGUGGAUUUCUAGAAAAUCGAACGGAACAAAUGUGUCAACGAUGGAUGCAAUUGGGCGCAUUUAAUCCGUUUUUUCGUAAUCAUAAUGGUCUUCGUUUCGCUGAUCAAGAUCCCGGAAGUUUCUCUCCAGCUGUUAUCAAUUCGAAUCGUCGUGCUGUUGAAACACGUUAUCGGUUACUUCCAUAUUUAUAUACACUUUUCCAUCGUGUUCACGUUUCCGGCGGAACAGUUGUUCGUUCUAUGGCACAUGAAUUUCCAACUGAUUCGAUUUGUUGGUCACUCGAUGAACAAUUCCUUUGGGGUUCACAUUUAUUAAUCGCUCCUGUGAUUUAUGAGAAUCAUACAAUGAAAAAUGUUUAUUUACCAUCCAGAAACGAACGAUGGUUUAAUUAUUACACAGGUGAAGAACAGUUCACACUUGGAAACAUCACCGUUGCAGCUGAUUAUGAUUAUCUACCUUUAUUUUUACGUGGUGGAAUCGUUCUACCUCGGCAGAAUUCAGCGAUGAACACCGUUAAGUCACGAUUAACUCCAAUGAACUUACUCAUCGCACUCGAUCAAGAACAAAAGGCGGAAGGAAGUUUAUUUUGGGACGAUGGAGAAUCAAUCGAUACAUACGAAAGACUGAAAUACAAUUAUUAUUAUUUUAGUUUUCAUAUUCGAACAUUAACUAUUCUUCCGUGGACAUUUAAUUAUAAAAAAAUGAUUGAAGAAACGAAAUUCGAUGAAAUUACCAUCUAUGGAUUAAGAAGUUCUCCAGCGAAGAUCUUCUUGAAUUCCAAAGGAUUACCAAAGAGUAAAUGGAUCUAUAAUUCAUCGUCAAAAGUUCUUCAUAUGAAAAACUUAGCUUUGAAGAUCGGUUUAACACAUCAAUUUCAUUUUAAUAUUUAA
Adineta ricciae is the source of this 5646-nucleotide messenger RNA. The record is from the annotation of a GenBank genome assembly. Lineage: Eukaryota; Metazoa; Rotifera; Eurotatoria; Adinetida; Adinetidae.